CUCUCUCUCUAGAUGACGUGAUGCUUUUAAGUGUCCGCGGUGUAUUAUUGAUAUAUCUACGGAUCGAUUAUUCUUCUUGAUUUAUGGAUGACGUGCUCAUCUGAAGGGUUGUAACUUUCUUGAAUUGACAGAUUGCGGAGUUAUUCCUGCGUAAUGCGCGUUAUGAUGCCGUGACUCGACACGCAUCGCUGUCAUGUUAAAUAUAUCACGGUAUUUUGAUCAUUUUUGAUGUGUUUGAGAGUGCGUCAUCAGUUCAGGGCCGGAUGAAGAAACAUCAGACACAGACAGACAGGAUCCGUGUGAAGAUUCACUCAAACAUCUCACACAAGACAACACGACAUUUACACCGCUGUUGUCCUGCAGGCUUAUAAACACACACUCGAUUGUCUUAUGCAAUGAUGUCGCUCCAGAAACCUCCCCUGAGACGCAGCGCAUCAACCAUAGAAUCAACCAAUCGCAGUGCUCCUCUGUUGACCCCGCCCACUUCCCUCAAUCUACACUCGUCGCACAACCAGCAGCUCAACUGUGACACCAUUAAGGAGGGCGUGGUCAUGGUAUCCACGGAAACGCAAUGCUUGGCGCAGCCCCCGAAGAGCAGUCAAAAAUACACUCUGACCAGUAUUCAUCACGCCAUCGGCCUGAAUCAAAGCCCCGCCCCUUCUGCCCAAAGACGUGCCAAACCCGUCAAAUCUGCCUCCUCCUCGUCUCUCCACUGCUCCUCUGCCGUCCCUCUCUCGUUCUCCUCGUCCAACUCCAAACUGGCUAAAAACGGAACCAACCUUCAACUGAAGGAAGAGCGGCUAGACCUCAACAAAAACGACAAGAAUCACAACGACUUCAUGUGCAGGAGGAGCUGCGAUUGGCUGGAGGGCAAAGGCAACCAGAAGAACCCAACCAUCAGAAGAAGAACCAAGAGCUUUCUAGAAUACCAUCGAGAGGAGAAGGUGUCCGUCAGCCCCGAUAAAGACUUGGUCUCGCAGGAGGAGAAGCACCUCCUCUCCAAGCUGGAGGAGCAGACGUGGGCUAAAGAGAAUCAUGUGGAGGCGCACCUCACCCUCCCCCAAAACCACCUGCUUCUGCUGACCGGCGAAGAGGAGCUGAGCCUCAAACCGCUGGAGGUUUACCGGCGCCCCGACAACGAGCGGCCGAGAGACGACUCCACCGACUGCGUGAGCCCGGCGUACACGUUUCAUCUGAGGGGAGAGGAGGCUGACGGAUCACCCGCACCCCCCAAAAAACAGGAGGAGGAGGAGGAGGAGGAAGAUUCCAGCUGGACGACACUCUCACAGGAGACUCCAUCUGUCGAGAGUCCUCGUGACACCGCAGGUGUUUGGGAGGAAGGUUGUCAGGGGGAGCGUGUGUCACGGGAGUGUUUUUGGAAUGACACCGCACAGGGAAAGCCUUCUGAAUCCUGUGAAGUGAAGACAGACGAGGAGGUGAAGAGCGUCUGUCUGUCUGUACCGCCCCCUAGAGCUCACACUGAGAGGCCCAGCAGUAUAAUAUCAGACAGUUCAGUAGAGCCGGUUCCCUCACCAGCAGCUUCAUCACACUCUUCAUCUUCACUGUGUUAUGAGACCAUGGGACGAGCUGCUAGUGUCCUUAACAACAACUACCUGGACCCGUCAGAAGCUUCUGAGCCCAAAGAGAGAGAGAAUCAAAGAGAAGAGGUGAGAGAACAAGAGCAAGAGUGUUUGGGAGCUCACGGUGGACCGUACAGCUUCAUCAACCACAGAGCUCAAGUUCCUGCAGAUACACUCAUCCCCAUCAAUGACAUGGACACACAGGUGUUCUGGGUGAAUUAUCUGGGCUGGCUGGAGGUCGCAGAUGUUCAGGUGAUGUCCAGUAAGAGCAGCUCUGUGAUCAGUGACUGCAUUCAGCAGCUUCAGCGUGAACACGAGCACACAGGAGACGAGGGUCAAGCCAUGCUAUUGGUUCUUCAGGAUGUCACUCUUACUCUGAAGGACCCCAUCGAUCACACCCUCCUCCACUCUCUGCCAAUCAGCUGCAUGCGUGUGUGGGGAGUGGGGCGUGGCCUCAGCAGGGAUUUUGCAUAUGUGGCACAAGACAAGAACACGCGUGUGUUAAAAUGUCAUGUGUAUGAAUGUGACGGUCCAGCAGAACCCAUCGGCAGCAGUCUGACACAGAUCUGUACAAAGAUUAUGGCUGAGCGGAGGAGUUUGAGUUCUGCUGUUGAAUCUUCAUCUCACAUCACUUCUGAUGUUCCUCUAAGAGUAGAGUUAUCAACACCAAAGAUGAAACUACAGCAGAGCUUCCAUGUGCUGUACCUGGGAAGCACAUCGGUGCUGAGACCUACAGGGAUGGAUAUGAUCAACAGAGCGAUCAACAGUCUGAUGUCAAGUGCAGGGAAAGAGGACUGGACCCCCGUCCUACUGAACAUCGCUGAUGCCUCCAUUACUGUUUUUAAAGAGAAGGAAGAAGAGGAGGAUGUGUUGGUGGAGUGUCGCGUACGCUUUCUCUGCUUCAUGGGUGUCGGCCGUGACGUCCACAUUUUUGCGUUCAUCAUGGACACAGGAAAGCAGCACUUUCAGUGUCACGUGUUCUGGUGUGAUCCCAAUGCUGGAGGCGUGUCCGAGGCCAUGCAGUCUGCAUGUGUGUUAAGAUAUCAGAAGUGUCUGGGGAAAAGCAGCUCUUCAGCUCCGGCCCAUGCCGACUCAGUCACGCGCCGUGUGACGUCCAGCAUGAAGCGAGGCGUUCAAUCAAUCAUAGACACUCUGAAAAAGAAACCCGCCCCUGACGUUCCACACCAAUGACAGAACAGAGGAGCGUUGAAGAACAGCCGGGGUGUGUAUGCAAGAUCAAUGUGAACCUGAACUCACAGGGAUCCGGAUGAGACUUUACACAGCGCUUUAUGAAACUCAUUUCACCUUUGAACUUUGACCUCAGUCAUGUCAGAUGCUGAAUGAAGCAUGUCUCUGCCUUACACCAUCACACACUCACAUUCUCUCUCUAUUAUUAUUAUUUUAUUAUUAUUUUGAAUGGACAUUUUCCUGGUGAGGAAAGGUUUGUGUAACGUGUUCCCAUCACUGAUGUCACAAUAUCUACAUCAUCAUCCUCAUCAUCAUCAUAAUACACCAGAGCUGAACUUUAAUAUCUGCGUCUUCAGAAAUCACAAGAUGAAUGCUUUUCCUGACCAUGAACACACUCCUUUAGUUUAAAGGUAAAAUCUUAGAUUGAUGAAUUCUGUCAUCAUUUCUUCAUCCUCAUGUCAUGUCAAACCCGUAUGAGUUUCUUUCUUCUUCAGAACACAAAGAAGAUAUUUUGAAGAAUGUUGAUAAUCAAACAACACUGAACCCCAUUGUAUGAACACGAAACCACUGGGACAUUUCUCAAAAUAUCUUUGUUUGUGUUCUACUGAAAAAAUAGAGACACAGGUUUAUAAACACACGAGAGAAUAAAUGAUGACAAAAUUGAGAUGUUUUUACACUAAUGUUGUCUACACACAUGACUCGUUCCAGUCAGAGAGUAUUUAACUGACGUCAUGUCAAGCUCCUCUGUCUUUCUAUCUUUUUUUAUGUGAAUUUGAAAUAUUUUGCUCUAUUAUCAUUACAAUAUGUGUGGAUUUUUACUUUGUUCUAUACUUGAAUCCUUUCUGAUCUUUACAUCAAACGCUGUUUGUCAGUAUGUGUCUGAUCUGGAUUUCAGUUGAAUAUGGAGAGUUUUAUUGCUGUUGAAGAUUUGUGUUUUAGGCAGAAAUGAGAUUUGAAAGAGAAACAUUUACAUGUAUUUAUUAAACAGACACUUUCAUUCAGAAGCACGUACACAUGAGAAAGAAUCGACAGCAGACGCUACGGAACAAUUGUGUAGAAUAUAUUUCACAUCUGUUUCAAAUCUAAGAAGAGCUAAAGCACAUUCAUUUAUACACCAUAUUCAUGUCAACUCUUCUCAACUUCAAAUAAACUUCAUCCAAACAAAAGUGCUCUCUCUGCUUUAUCACCGGUGUUUAGAAAGUAAAAGAUUACAAACUAAUAAUAAAUGAGCAGUUCUGUGUGUGAGCUGAAUACUUACAGACAGUAAACAACUCAUUUCUCUUCAUGCUCAUAACAAAACACAUAAACAUGUUUACAGUAAAUUGUUGGAAGAUUAUAAAAGAUACAAAUAAAAUCAAUAAGACACAUUGUUCAAAGUUCUUUUUUAUAUAUCCAGGAUAUCUUUGCAUUCUCGGUCAAACGUUUAGUAUACGGACAAAACCUGAAAGAUGUACAAGAGUUUCAUCAGAAUGACCACAAAACAAACGGCUAAAGCAAAUCUCAUUCAAAACGUUUUCAGAUCAUUCAAUUUGAUUUACAUUGUGCUUUUCACAAGUUUCAUUCUUUCAAAGCAGCGAGGAACCAACGAAGCGUUAAAUCAUAUAGAAAUAGAAGAAGUGUUGAAACCAAGACAAUACCUGUCUGGAGAAAAGUGUUGAUUCUUUUAUCUGAGGAAAAACUUAAAGAUGUUUAUGUUAUUAAGAUUGAGAUGGUGGUUAUGGUUGUGAAUUGUUUUAUUUGACACUUCCGGUUACAAGGAAAUUAUGUGGAAAACUCCAAACCUAACCUCAUUUACCACACAAUAUGAUAUUACAGAUGGAAUAUUAAUAAUAUCUUGAAAUUAUCAACUGAUUCAUCUAUGAUUGUUUCUGGAGGCAACAUUUGGUGACAGAAAUAUCGAGCAAAUGAAUGAAGACAGAUGACAGAACGAACAUCUCUCAAUAAAACAACAACCCCUGAUGAGUAGGAAUCCAUUAAUGAACACAUAACUCUGUUUUUAAAAACAUUUAAAUAUGAUGUUUUUCUUAUUGUCUUAUCAGGCUGAAAUAUCUUGAGUUAUUAUUACUUAACUCUUACGUUUUAAAUAUGGUUAAGUUUGGUUAUCUAAUUUUGCCAAAUAUUGAAUAUUCUCUUGGGGAAACGGAAAAAGAAAAUAAUGAAGAAAUAACAUUAAUGAGAACAAAUGUGCCUGAAGAACAUUUAAUUGACAAUGAACGUUCAUAAACACAUUGGGUUCUUCUUAAAUUGUCGAAGCAUUUUUAUUUAAAGUGCUAAAAUACAAGAAAUUCAAGCCACCUCUUUCAUACUCAUCAUAUUCAUGAUCACAGACUUCUGAAUAUAAUGAAUUGAAUCCUUCCAUGAACAGUUAAAGAGGUCAUGUGACACGGCUAAUAUGAAUAUUAUGGUUUGUUUUACAUGUAACUCAAUGUGUAUACAGUAUUUAAGGUUGAUAAACGCUGUAUUUUCCACACACUGUGCAUGUUUGUAUCUCCUCUGUUUAACAAAGCUCAUGGUUCUGAAAAGCGAGGUGUGCUCUGAUUGGCCAGUCAACCAGUGUGUAGUGAUUGGUGGAAUACUGCAAGCGUGUGAGGGAAAUGUAACGCCUCUGACCAUAUUUGGAACAUUAGGUUCCUCUUCAAUUGUACUGACAGGUACUCCACCUUCCUUGAGGACACAUUUGGGCGGUUUUAGUCAGAUGCAAGAAUCAGUUGGUGAGAAAUCUCCAGAUGGUCUACUGCUUCUGCUACACAUGGUGAAGACUGGCUCUGAAGAGGCUCUGAGGGAGGGUCGAUGGUCGAGGGCCGAUGCUGCACUGCAGGUAUGUGUGUCCGGGGUCUGACCGCAGCGCAGGAAGGGCGUGGCGUCUCCUCACAGAAGGCAGAACAUUCUUUGGGAAGAUGACCGGGGGAAACGUGAUGGUCGCCAGCCGCAGCACCUCCUGACGUCCUUUCAGCGGAGUAACACUGAAGGAUACUGAAGCCACACCCGGAUGCUUCAAACUCCUCUGGGAUGAUGUGGAGAAAGAGGUGGGGCUUGGGGCGGGGCCUGUCCUGGAGAAGACACCCUGAGCGGGC
This is a messenger RNA of Triplophysa dalaica, 5842 nucleotides long. It is a transcript of the gene apbb2a, whose product is annotated as amyloid beta precursor protein binding family B member 2. Gene Ontology annotation, molecular function: transcription factor binding; amyloid-beta binding. Gene Ontology annotation, biological process: regulation of DNA-templated transcription. The transcript is spliced from 14 exons. Gene Ontology annotation, cellular component: cytoplasm; nucleus. NCBI's taxonomy places the organism in Eukaryota, Metazoa, Chordata, Actinopteri, Cypriniformes, Nemacheilidae. The coding region runs from base 396 to 2771 and encodes 791 amino acids. The record is from RefSeq and is a predicted model, not a curated record.